Messenger RNA from Fonsecaea nubica, 3099 nucleotides. RefSeq lists its product as hypothetical. Lineage: Eukaryota; Fungi; Ascomycota; Eurotiomycetes; Chaetothyriales; Herpotrichiellaceae. Gene Ontology annotation, molecular function: protein serine/threonine kinase activity; ATP binding. The transcript is spliced from 2 exons. The record is from RefSeq and is a predicted model, not a curated record. Bases 1 to 3099 code for a protein of 1032 amino acids. Gene Ontology annotation, biological process: peptidyl-serine phosphorylation; intracellular signal transduction.
AUGACUGCGUUGGGUCGAAAACGACGCCCAUCAUCUCCUCCUCCGCUCUCCCUCUCAGCUCGCUGGGCCAACCCUCCUCUUUCCAAGAUCCCAAAACUCAAUCAUCUCUUCGACGGCACAGGCUCGCGAUCGAUGGAGUCCACCAGUACUGGCCGGUCAAAGCUCAGCGUCAAGAGCCAGUUCAAGAGGGGGGUCUCCAGCAUCAAGACGGUCUUGGGCAUGGGGGAUAGAAGUAGCGGUGGCAGCAUGCAAUACCACCACGAGACCACGUUUCCUCUGGCCCACGAAAAUCACUCCGUAUACUUACUUGCCAAUGAAUCGAACACGACGACGAUCCACCAACCUUUGAAGAUUCGACUGACUGCUAUUGCUGACAACUCGGCCGAUGAUGGGGAUAUCUCAGCAUCGCCAACUAUCAAGAGCGCUCCGAGUACCCCUAGGCUAUAUGAAGUCCCUGAAAACGAAGAGGACGAUUCAUACGGUUCUCUUACCACCAGCAAGAAUGGCAGUGAGCUCUCGCGGAGUCAAUCUGCCCCUGGGCUCCAGCGUCGCAUAAGCCAGAAGUUUCAACAAGCGUUCGGCAACGGGAACUCGACCAUUGUCAAGAGAUCAGGCUUACGUUCAAGACCUAGCGUUCAGACACUCUUAAGGGAAUCAGCCGCAGCGUCCUCGACGCCGUGCUCAUCUACCCCUCCCACAUUGAUUAGCGGUACAUCUUCCUCCAUCAAUGGGACUUUAUCGACUCCGCAAACCUCGGAGCCAUUGACUCCUUCGUCAACCGUCCGCCGCGGUUGCCUCGAUUUGGUCGAAGUCGACCAACAGAAAUUCAUGGUAGAAGGUCGCUUGCUUAGUCCGAUCCCAGAAAGUAUCAAUUUUCCCUUCCUCACCAUCAGGACGGUUGAAGCCGCUGCGACGACCAAAAUAUUCUUCGAGCUCCACUUCAACUCGUUGUUCCAGGGCACACCGCCAAGAGCAUCACGGCGCAAGGAGUUGGAGAAGCGUAUGCGUAAACUGCAGCUGCCUCCGGAUAUUCGGGACCGAAUUCGGACAGCGUGGGAGAUGGCUGAGAGCGAGAAUCUCCGACAGCGUCGAGUGCUGAAAAACACGACGAGCUCAGCCAAAGCGAGCCAGGGGGUCAGCAUCGGUGGCUUUGAGGUGAUCAACGUUCUCGGAAAAGGGAGCUUCGGGGUUGUUCGACUGGUCAAGGCCAAAAACAGCGGCGAUGGGUUGCAGAAUUCUGAAAUCAAAGGCGCCGACAAAGUGCUGAUCAACGCACCAUCUCGAUCCAGUUUGAAGUCGUCGGGCAGGUUGCUAUCUGGCAGUCUUUUCAGCAAGCGAAAAGAUGCGACCAAGGCCAGGAAGGAAGUGUAUGCCAUGAAAGUCAUUCGAAAGUCAGACAUGAUCCGCAACGGACAAGAAGGACAUCUCCGAGCUGAGCGUGAUUUCCUUGUUGCGGCAGAGGGUUCGAGAUGGGUCAUUCCACUGAUUGCUGCUUUUCAGGACCAAAAGCACUUGUAUCUAGUGAUGGAGUACUGCAUCGGAGGCGAUUUUCUGGGGUUGCUCAUCCGCAAGAACACUCUCAGCGAAGAGUUCACGAAAUUCUACAUUGCGGAAAUGAUUCUCUGUGUCGAAGAAGCUCAUCGCAUGCAAUGGAUUCACCGAGAUGUGAAACCCGACAAUUUUCUCAUCGGGUUCGACGGCCAUCUGAAGAUUUCCGACUUUGGUCUGGCUUUUAAUGGAGACUGGUCUCACGACCAAAGAUUCUAUCAAAAAACUCGCCAUUCGCUGUUGGAUGACUUGGGGAUUGUGAUUGAUGGUGACGAUCAGGACAAACAAGAGAAGGAAGCCCAGUCACACCAUGCAAGCAGGAGGCAUGGCAAGGAGGACUCGAAUUACAAAGAAGAACCCAUGCUGGGAGAGCCAAUUUUGGAUUGGCGCAACCGGUCGCAACGUCGACGCCUGGCCCGUUCUGUCGUUGGCACUUCGCAGUAUAUGGCUCCCGAGUGGAGCAUCGCGGUCAUCAUGUACGAGUGCCUUUUCGGUUUCACUCCCUUUGCCUGCGACGACCGCCAACAGACCAAGCUCAAGAUCCUGCAGCACAAGAAGACUUUGAUGUUUCCGCAACCAGAGGGUGUCCCCAUUCCGAGCAUGGAAGCGUUGGACCUCAUGAUGCAAAUCUUGGUGGAAAAGGAGAAACGCCUCUGCAGUCGGCAGUAUGAGCACAAUGACUUCACCAGGAAGAUUGUCGGCGGCCGCCUUGUCCGUUGCGUCGCGGACAAGGCUCAUCAAAACUACCAGGGGUAUUUUGUCUAUCCUGGCGAUGCUGAAGAUAUCAAGCGUCAUGCAUGGUUUGCCAACACUAAUUGGGACACGUUUUACCGGCAACGUCCGCCGUAUGAGCCUCGCGUCAGAGAUUGGGAAGACACCAAAUACUUUGAUGAAGAGGAUGCCCUAUCCGACAUGGAUUCUGCGACAACGCUGGACGAGGUUGCGGUCGCGCCCGGACAGGAAGCCGCUGCUCAGAAUACAAACACCAACCCCAAGCGCAAAACUACCCAACUGAGCCAUCAUCAGGCAGAAGGGCAGAAUAUUGUGCCAUCCAGCGCCAUGAACAUCCCCCCUCCCCAGGACUGUCCCGGACUGGGGGUCAACCAUGCUGAAGCGGAACAGAUGCAUGCGCUGAAAAAUCCUCUUAUGCAACCACGGGUGAAUGGGUGCCUCACGACUGGAGCCACGCUUGUGGACACAGGUCUCCAUAUUGAAGGCACUCUAGCCACGAUAAUCACGGAAAAUGUGAAGCCCAAAGCCAAGAAGAGGGAAAAGAAGAGGCCCAGAGACAUCAUCUUGCGGGACCCUGCUGCAGGAGCACCGGCUUUGGAGGCUCGGAAACUCGGCGCCUUCAUGGGAUAUGAGUAUCGUCAGCCUACAACGGCGCAGGACAUUAUAGAACAGGUGGUCGUGGAGGAGAUGGAAGGAAACAACAUCAAAAUGUACCGGCAAGGAUGUGAUCAGCAUGAUCCAGACCUAACGUACGAGAGGCGGGUAUACAUGGACGCCGGCGGGCAGUUGUUUCCCCGCCAACGAGCUGCGCUGGUGUGA